UUAUCGUAGUGUGUUUGGAGUAGUAACAUUCUUGUCUUUUUCUUCAUUUUGUUUUUAUUUGUGUCUGUGAAAAUGAAAUUUGUAAUCACGUGAAUGUCUCUCUUCUCCUUUUAGCCUCUCAUAUAAGAACCCUACCACCCUCUCAUUACCCUCUUUCUUUCUCUCUCUGACCCAAUCCCUUUGUACUGUCCACUGUUUCUCUCUCAUAUCCAUCCAUGACUCCUGUAACCCCAAAUCCACCAGGUCCUAAGUCCUUUCAACAAGGUCAAAACCAGUCCUUCAGUGUUUCUCCUGUUAAUCAGGACCCUCCUGCCUUGUUUAAUUUACUUGGACAGUUUCAAGAAAAUCAUGAUCCUAAGGAUCAUAAGCUGGUACAUCAUUAUGGCGGAUCAUCAUCAUCGACCAAUCAUCGACAACUCUAUAAUUCAUCUAAUUCAUCGAGUAACUCAGCUAUGGUUGAUCAAAGGAGUGCGCGUGACACAAAUUUAUCAUCAUCCAUGGAGGUGGAAGAUAGCGGCAAAAGAAAUGGCGACGGAUUGGGGAAAUGGACGUCUUCGAAGAUGAGGUUGAUGAAAAAAUUGAUGAUCCCAGAAAGAAGUUAUGAUGCAGCCACAAAUGAAGAGAAAGCAAUUAUCAACACAAGUGCUAGUGCUGCCACAACUCCAUCAAAUAGAGGAUUUCAAAAUGAAAGGUACAAUCAAGGAAGCCCUACUGCUAGGGCUUGUGUUGAGUGUCAAACUACCUCUACCCCACUUUGGAGGAGUGGCCCUAUGGGUCCUAAGUCACUCUGCAAUGCUUGUGGAAUUAGACAGAGGAAGGCAAUAAGGGCUGAGGAAGAAGCUGGAAAUAGUUUGUUCACUUCCACAAAGACCAGAGGACUUAACAAAGAAAAAGAAAAGAAACUUCUUGUGAACAAAUGUACACAAUUCAAGAAGAAGAACAAGACUAUUGCAACUACUGCGGCUAGUACUACAGGAAGUAGUUCAUCCGAAGAUCCGGAGAGACUUGAAUAUUUUUUAUUAAAGGUGAGGGAAAAAUCAGGUUACGAGUAUACUAGUGAGGAAGUAGUUGAUUAUGCACUACUUCUAAUGGAUAUAUCUUGUGGUUAUAUUUACCCUUAAAAAAGGGUUUUGGAUUCUCUCAUGUAAGAAUUUUACAAUGAGGGGUGAGGGGUUCAUAAAUUUUGAGUGUUGGUUUUGUUUAUUUUACUUUUAUAAUAAAAAUAAUUAGUCACUA
Lathyrus oleraceus (garden pea) is the source of this 1236-nucleotide messenger RNA. RefSeq names its product putative GATA transcription factor 22. The coding region runs from base 216 to 1121 and encodes 301 amino acids. Gene Ontology annotation, biological process: regulation of DNA-templated transcription. Lineage: Eukaryota; Viridiplantae; Streptophyta; Magnoliopsida; Fabales; Fabaceae. The transcript is spliced from 3 exons. Gene Ontology annotation, molecular function: zinc ion binding; sequence-specific DNA binding. The record is from RefSeq and is a predicted model, not a curated record.